Ostreococcus tauri is the source of this 1143-nucleotide messenger RNA. Its product is annotated as unnamed product. Bases 1 to 1143 code for a protein of 380 amino acids. The record is from RefSeq and is a predicted model, not a curated record. The transcript has a single exon. NCBI's taxonomy places the organism in Eukaryota, Viridiplantae, Chlorophyta, Mamiellophyceae, Mamiellales, Bathycoccaceae.
AUGACUCGCAGUAUUUUGACAUCUGUCGUGAACACGCGCGCGUCGACUGCACAGCCCGACUCGGUCGAUCGCGUGAUGUCAUCAUCCUCCGACGACGAUGAGCAAACUUUUGACGAGUUGUACGAUAAACUAACCGCUCGCGCGUCGUCGGGCACGAGCACGAGCGCUCGAGACGCGUCGAAUAACGAUUCGAAAUUGAAACAGCUCCUCGAGCGCAUCCGAGCACCGUUGCGACGGGAUCGAGCGUCGAAUGCUCACAAGGGGUCGAGCGAGAGCGAGGACGAUGGUAAUAUUCGCCCAGAGACGCCGGUCCGAGCGCAUACGCCGUUGUCGUCGACGUCUAGGCGUCGCGUGGUGAACGACGCCUCGCCCGCCAUGAACGAGAGCCCGGCGACGUUGAUGCGUUACCUGCGAGACGCCCAGCGCGAGCGAGCAGACAUGGAGUCUCGCGCAGAGGCGUUGGUAGAACACAUCGAGCGAAGAGACGCUGAGGCUCGAAGCGUGAUCGAGGAGACUCGAGCGGAGAUGCGCGAGUGGCGAGAGCGGUGCAAACAGUUGAGUCGAGACGUCCCGGAGCGAUGGUUGGGGGUGUUCGAGUCGUACGACGCCGAGAUCGAUCGAUUGGGAAAGGAAAAUUUUGAUUUGAGAGAGCGCUUACACGAAGCCCUGGAGGCGAAACUGUCUAGGGAGGACGGCUCGGGCCAUGGCGAGGCAAGAGCUGAGACAUCGGGCGAGCGAGACGCCGCGCGCACGUCUGAGGCGCUCCACCUCCGUCGUGCCCUCCGCGCGAUCACGCUCGAGCGUGAUGCAAUCACGGUAAAGCUCGCGGACGUUGAUCGACGCGAACGACAGAUGAACCUGAUCCGGCGUCACUCUGAGGGCACCACCAAGCGUCUCGCCCGUGUUGAGCGCCUCCUCGCGAGCGAGACCGCGCGCGCGGCGCAGGCGAUCGCCCGAGCCGAGCGCGCCGACGCCGCGACCGCUUCAAUUAUCUCAGACUACGAGUCUCAGCUCACGAGUGCGCGAGCGCUCAUCGAAAACUUGGCUCUUCGAUGCGACGCCGACGAUUUGAUGAGAGCCGCGCGCGAGCACGAUCGCGCGUUCCCCCCAAAUCGUCGUCGCGUCUCAGUUCGCCAAUCCUAG